UGUUAAUGACAUCACAUACUUGCUCAGCGCGCAUCUCUCCCCAUCUUGUGCAUCUCACCAAUUUCAAGUUUUAUGUUUCUUCGCUACACUGACUAAACAUGGAGCAAACCGAAUAUACUCCGGAAAAGUGACGUCAUGAUGGGUUGCUGUGUGGUUUGAGCUUUGAAAUGGAGGGAGAGAGUGAGCAAGACAAGAAGGAUCAAGAGAUUGUUGUUGCUGCCUCGGCUGAGAGUCAGAAUCGUAAGAGGAAAGGAAAGCGAAGGCUCGAGAUUGAUAUGGGAGAUUUCUCAUCACAAGAUGUGAUGGAGGGAAGUGGCAUGUCACUGCGUGUCAGACAAGCUACGGACAACAGCCGAGUUAGGAUUUGUCAGACAUGUCCUGUGUGUGAUUCGAUAGUGAAGGCAUCGGAGAUGCAUCAGCACUGUAAUGUGGAGAUAGAGAGACUCAAGCAACUGACUGAGUCACGAUUUGGUGCAGCAUCGAAGAGUCGCAAGAGAAAACAACCGAAAGAUACUUCAUCUAGCAGCCAGAUCUCUAGUGAAACAAGUCAAAACGAAGAAUGCUCAACGACUGAAGCAGCUCAAUCGCUCAUUGAUAAGACGAAACGCAAUCGGCACAGACGAUGUAUUCGAGGCUCCAUUUUCGGGAGUGGUUUGUCACGAAGUGUUGCAUGCCCUGUUUGUGGAUUGGUGGUUGAUGGUGAUAUUGAGACGAUAUAUGGCCAUGUGGAUGAAUGUCUACGGACACAGUCCUCUAGAACCGCCAUGUCUGACAACAGUGAAAGUGAUGGUGAAUCAUUUGAGGAGUACACGUGGGCUGGACAGCAACGAGUGAGAGCAUCAGCAAUGCUAGAAGGCAAACCACUAGGUACUGUGGUGUCUGCCUCGUCUACAGCCGACGUGGACAAUGAUGUUGAUCUUGAUGUGGAGGGUGAAGCUUGUCUUUUGGGCAAACCACAGUAUACGGAGGCCGAUGUGAUUCCUUGCGAAGCAGACGAGCCAAAGGAAGAGAGAGAACGACAAGCAUUACGUGGAGCCGUUCUGAGCAUGUUACCAACUGCAUCUUCUAAGGUCACACGUGAUGACUCAAGUGAACUCGUAGAAUACAUUCCUGAUGAAACUUUGUUCCCAGGAGCUAGAAUUUCGAUUCCAGCUUAUGCCGAGAAUAAUUCAGAACGUCUCACGGUACUUCUCAACAUACUGAAGAAAAGAAUAGCAGAGCAGGAAAGGCAAUUGCAAUCACAGACAAUUCGCUGCCUCAUCUGCAUGGAGCCAUACAACAAGCCUGUCGUAUCAAUCACCUGCUGGCACGUCUACUGCGAAGGAUGCUGGCUGCAGUCUCUUGGAAUGAAGAAAGUUUGUCCACAGUGCAAUGUGAUAACGUCGCCCGCCGAUUUGAGGAGGAUAUUUUUGUAAAUAAAUAAUAAAUAAAUAAUAGAUGUGAACUGGAAGUGGGUCAGUUGUGUUUAGUGGGUGUACAAUGUAAGGGGUGGUGGGAGGGUUGGGUGUAUUAUAGUGUGGGGUGGGAUGUGCUGUGAAUGUUGGAAGAUUGAUGUGUGAUGCUAGUGUGUUGAGUGAUGUGUUGGGAUGAGGAGAUAGACAGUGUGUAUACUGAUGUCGUAUUAUUCACACACAUGUGCACACAUGUACGCACAUGCACAUGCACAUGCACAUGCACACACAUGUACGCACAUGCACAUGCA
This is a messenger RNA of Corticium candelabrum, 1702 nucleotides long. RefSeq names its product E3 ubiquitin-protein ligase Rnf220-like. Lineage: Eukaryota; Metazoa; Porifera; Homoscleromorpha; Homosclerophorida; Plakinidae. Gene Ontology annotation, biological process: protein ubiquitination. The record is from RefSeq and is a predicted model, not a curated record. Gene Ontology annotation, molecular function: ubiquitin protein ligase activity; metal ion binding. The transcript is spliced from 15 exons. The coding region runs from base 168 to 1415 and encodes 415 amino acids.